AUAUGCAAAUGAUUUCAUGCUGGCUGCGCUGCGAAUUUCGAUGAAUUUAAUUUAGCGAAUAUUUUGUUCCAUUCAGGAUUUUUCUUUUAAUAGCGAUAGACGUCGCGUCAUAAAUCAUCACUUUUGUUGGAGACCAUCGAAGCGUGGACGGGUGUCCUUGUAAGAGAUACGAAUGAAUGAAGAGAAAUAGAGAGAGAGCUAGAGAGAAUUCAAUGGAUCUUUUUUUACUUUACAAUGGGAAAGGCUUGGGUCAAAGGGCACACCGCGAUCGUUGAAUGAAUGCGGUGGUGGAAAUUCAGUUAGGAUUUGAAUGCAAAUACAAAUACUACGAGAUCAGCUGUAGCUUGCGAUCGCCUUGUCGGCUGCUAGUACUACAACGCUCUUGGUCGAUUCAAAUGUCUUUUUUUAUGGAUAUAGAUAUAGGAGCUUAAAAUGUCAGGACGACACGGGAGCGGAAGAAAAUCCAAAUCGAGGACUAGGGUUGACAAUCGAGAUCAAGAAAUAACCCGUUUGAGUCGUCAACUAGAAGGUGGUCGACCCCUUGAUGUGAUGUCAAAUGAAGCCAAGAAUCGUAGCAAUGAAAGGCUUAUAUCCCAUCUUAAUAUACAGAUUGAGUACCUUCAGCAAGCCAACCGUGAGCUUGACCGAGAGUUGAAGGACACACGCCUGGCACGCGAGUCGGCCAUUGAGGAAAACAUCGUGCUUAAAGGCCGUAAUGAUGAGCUUGCAGGAGAGCUACGUGAUGUGGACAGAUUGGCCAAACGGUUACAGGCGGAUAAGGACAGUGUGGUGGCUGUUGCUGAUAAGGAUCUGUUUGAGGCUAAAGCAGAGAUCAGAGGGUCAACAAGGGAGAUUAAAGAUCUUGAGGUGGAAGUAGAACAACUGAGACAGGAGAGGAAGAAUCUUCUUGAUGAUAUUGAUUCACUGAGGACAGAGGGUGCGGUCAAACAGCAGGAAAACAAGAGACUUCAGAAUCUAACAGAUAAGAUACAAGAAGACAAGCGAAAACUUAGCCAUCAGGUCAACAAACUCACUGCAAAUGAACGUGAAUUGGUUCUAGAGCUUGAGAGGAUGCGGAAGAAAGUGGGUGGAGUCAAAUCCAAGAAGGACGGACAUUCCACCAAGGUAGAGAAUUACAUGAAAGCCCUGGAGGAAGAGAGAGAUUACUACAAGGGGGAAGUGGAGGUAUUGAAUAGGAUUCUACGUACCAGAGAGUUACCCUCCUCUACCCCAUCAAGCAGGGAGAGGAGCCCCAAGAGGACUGGUAGUCCAGGGAAAGGAAGCAGGACUACUAGUCCUAGCCGGUCAUCUGCCAAGGAUGCAAAGAAUAAGAGUGCAACCCACUAUGAAGCAAUCAUAAGGGUACUAGAAGAUGAGAAGAACUUUUACAAGAGGGAAUAUGAAACCCUCAAGGUACUACGAGCCGCUCAGAAGGCCAGUCCAGCUAAGAAGGAUCUUACCUCAUCAUUCAGAGACAUGAGUAUUGCUGAUGAAUCUGAGUUAGUGAAUCUUAAGAGAGAGAGGGAUGAUCUUCAAUCACUCGUUGAUAAGUUUGAGAGACAUAUGUCUGAGAUUCAAACUAAUGUAAAGGUCCUCACCUCAGAAAGAGAUAAAGUCAACUUAUUAUACCAACAAGCAAAUGUUGAGUUACAGAGAUUGAGACAAGAAGUUCUCAAGACCCCCCAGUCCUCCCGAGCAUCUCUGGCAGCUCAGUCCAUUUUGAGGAGGGUUGAAAAUGAAAGGGACGAUGCCAUCGCUGAUUUACGCCGCAUGACAACAGAGAGGGAUAGCCUGAGAGAAAGACUAAAGAUAUCAACAGACACUCACCUGAGUGAUAAGGCAAGGUUAGAGCAGAGGGUAGAGGAUCUUGAACACCUUUUAUUAGGGGCGGAGCAGGAGCGUAAUAGUAGUCAGUCAAGGGUGUCAUCUAUGCAGGCUAUGAUUAAUACUCUAGAGGAACAGGUUCGUACCCAGGUCUUUAGGAUAGAAGAAGCUAAAGAGGAUGCAUCAUCAAGCAAAGCACAAGCAUCCAAACUCAGACUGAUAGCAGAUCAGACAGAGCAUUCAGUAGAAGAAUAUCAGAGACGUCUUCACAUCAAGUCAAAUGAUUUACAGAUUGCAGAGGAGAGGAUUGUAAGGCUGGAAGAACGGAUCACUGAUAUGAACGCCAACAAUGCUCUUCUGCGAGAGGAAAUAAAUGAACUCCGAGGGACAGUAUCAUCCAUUGACAGGGAGAAGGAUGCCCUCCAGAUUGCAGUGGAUGAGAAAACAGAAAGAUCCCUUGAUCUUGAGAGAGAACUAAUGGACAGAGGUCGAACUAUCGCUGACCUCAGGGCAACGGUCACUGACCUGGAGGCAAGAUUAGAACAAGCAAUAAAUGAUCUUGGAAGCAAAGAUCGUGAGAUCCGUAGCUUGCGUCGUCAGCUGGACUCUACGCGUGACGAGCUUACUGACGCCUCCAGAGGGCGGGAUGUCACCAUACGGGAAAACCGCAGACUGCAGGAAGAUCUAGCGACCAUGACCAGAGAAAACCAGACUGUUAAUCAUGAGUUAGAAAGCACAUUAGAAGAGAAGGCAUCACUCAAGACCCAAGUCCAGGAAUACAUCGCUGAAGUAGCUCGAAUUGAAGACAUGCUGGCAGGAAAGGAUCGAGAGAAUCGUGAUCUACUCGACAACUAUCGAACGGUGUCGGCGGAGGCACAACGAUGGGAGACGGAGGCUACAGAGAGGACUAGUGAGACGUCUAACAUGAGACUUGAAUUGAUGGCUAAGGAGACGGAGAUGAAGAGGCUUAGAGAGAGGGUGGAUGAGACAGAGAGAGAAAUUCAUGAGCAUCUAUCUAGCCAGCAGACAUAUGAGAUGCAGAUCUCCAAUCUAACCCGUUCCCUGUCCAACAUGGAAGGCAAUGUAAGAGAUCUACAGGAUGAGAAAGACUCUGUGGUCCAGGAUCUAGCUGCUGUAAGGGAGCUCUGUGUCAAGCUAGACUCUACCAAGGAAUCUCUCUCUAGGCAGCUCACCACAAAGAACAUUGACUUUGAACAGGCUGAAGCAAGAACAGAAGAUCUAAAGCGAGAAGUGGAGAUGUUGAGAAGCCAACUAGGCACUGAACGGACGACGGUCAGGAACCUAGAGAUGCUGAUAGCAGGAAACAGAGAAAAGGAAUUUCAGGCACAACUAGACAAUCAAGAACAAAGAUCUGAGCUACAGCUCAUCAAAGAUCGCUUAGCUCUAGCAGACAGUAAGAUACAAACUCAGUCUCGAGAGAUCCAGACGUUACGAUCAAGAUCAUCCCAACAAGAGUCUGAAUUAGAGAGGGCUCGUAGACAGUUGACUAGUGAAAGAUUUGAGAAAGAGCGGCUUGGUCAAGAGAUGCGUCGCAGCACAUCACACACCAUGUCUACCUCCAACGUCAGCGCCCCCAACGUAAGCUUCGAGAACCAGAGGACCUCCACCCUCAGAACCACAACCCUUAGCAGCUCCUCCACCUCCAGGCGUACCUCUAGCAGCCCCCAGCAGCAGGGUGGGGGACGUUCCACCACCCCUAUCAGUCAGAUCAUCUCCCCUGAACGCUCCUUGAGGAAGUCACCAGAGAGGUCCAUUCUGAAGAGCUCUUCAUAUAGAUCCAGGUCACCAGAGAGAAGAUGACAGAAGAUGACUGAGUGAAGAUGCUUCUUCCAGUUACUGACAACAUUCCAGAAGAACAUAAUCUUUGCUACUUUUAGUUGUUGGGCCAAUUUUUACCACUACCAUCUUGCCAUUCAAACCUUAAUGCCAGUGACGUUUCAAGUAUUUCUCAUAAAUAUCACAUGAAAUUUUAGGUGCUCUUGGCACAAUGUAAAUUUUUAAUAUUGUGUAAAAUUAAAUUGUAUUUAAUUUAUUGAUUUUGAUAGGAGUGAUGGUUAUGAGCUAUCAAACAACUACCGUAGUUCUGUGAUUUAUAGUUUUGAAUUAAUGUUGCAAAAUACUAGUAGGUAUUAUUCUAUGAAUUUAGUUUCCAUUGGACAUCUAUUUUUCAAUAUGAGAUUUGGCAUGCACUUUUAGAAUUGUUCAGUGUAAUGAAUUAUUGAAUAUUGCAAUGGAUGUAUUUUAGAUGAUACCUUAGUGUCUUAGUAAUGGGACUUUAAUUAUUCAAAGCACAAAGUGUUCAAUGUACAUGCAGCAUUUUGUAGCAAGCUGUCCUUAAUGAUCAAACCAUACAAAAAUCAUACUCAAACAACAGUUGUAAUGUUGUGUAUAAAGUCAAAGGCAAUCACAUUACAUCUGUCUUCUUUCAUACCUUUGAUUUCUUGUACAUCUUAUGACAUAAAUCUACUAAUGAAAAAUUAUAUAAUUGCAUUAAUUUGGUAUUAUUUUCUAAUAUUGGGGUAAUAACUGGGGGAAUGUCAUAAAUCUAUGUGUAUAAUACACACUCCUGGUUUAUUAACUGAUGACCCUCAUCAAAGGAAAUAAUGUCCCUGUUCUAAUGUAAAAGGAAGUGUAUUUCUUAUAACCCUUAUCAAAAUUUGUAAAAUAUUGAAUUUUCUAUUUAGAUAUUUUUUGGAAAUGAAAAUUUUUAUCUAUGAAAAUGAGAUUUCAAUUACAGGCAGUUGGAAUACAAAUGAGGGACAAUCUGAACACAACUAAAAAAUAAUCAUAAGUCAUGUUUGAUGUUGAGUGUACCUUACAAUCAGCAUUAUGAAACACCAAUAUGAACACCUUUAUGAUUUACCACCAACAUGUAAUAUUUGGGGGAUAGUAGGAAAGAAUGAACGUGGAGGCUGUUAUACAGGGUAUUUAUUGAUAUUUCUAUUGACCAUGUUCACCUUGUCAGUGUGUGCCUCUUAUUCUUUUUAUGGAGUAAGUAUCAUGGCACAGUUUCAUUUAUGUUGAAAUUGUCUGACAAUUUCAGUGAAAUUCUUAGAUUCACUGAGAUGCACUAGUCUGUUGGUGUUAACCAGUUUUUUAAGGCAACAAUUGCAAAUGGCUUUUAUGGCUUUCUUCCCACAUACUGUCAAAAUUUUGAAUCACCUACCAGGACCUGUUGUAAUAGGAACAAACCCAGCUGUAUUUAGAGAGGCUGCACUGCCAUUCAUCCGCGCGAUGCAGCCUCCUGUUGGGUCUCUUAUGCUGAAAACCUAGAGGCAGUUUUUACUUGCACGGUGCACAUUCACUUUUAAUGUAUAUAAGUGAAAUUUCAAAUUACUUUACCAUGGCACCUCGCACUGAUACACAGAAUGUUUUCAUCCCGGGAUAGCUUGGAAGCUGCUGAAAGGGAUUACUUUUCAAGGUUCCAGCGAAACAGUUUUUUAUAUAAAUAUGCUAUGAGUGGGCAAGCUCAUGAUGAUGUAAUAUCCCCAACUAUCAUUCUUAUUUCACUAUUCCAAUUUUUCUGCUUCAAGAAAAUAAAAACAGGAUUGAGUCCUCUUUUACUGUGUAAGAUCAUCACUGCUAAGACCUAAAAAUGCCGUUUCUUUUUAAAAAAUUGAAAGUGACAGUAUUUUUCUCUAUUUUCUGUUUUUAUAUCAAUCAAUAUACCAUUAGGGUGAACUUCCCCUGUAAACUCACACUAUAAAAUCAAAUUUCUUCCGUCCUCUGUAUUAAAUUCAACCUAUUCCGAAUAGAAAUUAAAUGUAUGCACGUUAUUCUUCAGCGUGCUAUUUAAAUGCCAAGUCUACACGAUUAGUGUGUUGCAUAAGAGAAGCCUGCAUUAUGGCAUCAAAAUAUCAGGGCUUCUUGAAUAAUGUUCCUCCUUCUGUUUAUCUCCAAAUUGAUGAUUUAUUGAAUCCAUUUUCAAUUUGUUGGGGCUCUUUUACAACCGAAGGGGGCUAGGUUUUAAAAAAAGUUUUGUGCCAGAUUCGUCCACUCGGUAGCCUCAUACCCCCCUUAGUUUGUGAGACACUUUUUAUUCAUGAAUUGAAUGUGUGCCUCGUAAGAACUAAACUCAUUUUAAUCACUCUACUUUGUCUUGUCAGGGCCGUGUUGCAUACAUGAUUAUGGUAUUGCCAUUCAGUGGUAACUUGCAUGGAAUUCUUGGCUUUGAUUGGCUAUUGAGCAGUUACCAUUGAAAGACAAAGUGACCAUAAUAAUGAUUUUUAUGCGAAAGGGCCCUGGGGGGUGUUUCACAAAGAUUUAAGUAUGAGUUACUAGAGUCGCACUUAAAUGCCUAGUUGCUUGCGUUAUAAAAGGCAUAACCGCAUCGGUCAGAUCAUGCGAAGAGGACGUGCACUACUGCGUAUUGAGCAAUUAGAUUGCGCAUUGCAUUUGAGAUACACGUUGGCAUUUAAGUGCGAUUUAAAUCAUACUUAAAUCUUUUUGAAACUCCCCCAGGACCAUUUAUAUUUAGAUUUAUCCUUUUCAAUUUUUAUGGGUUGUAAAUAUCAGAAUCAUACAAUGUAAACAGAUUGUAUAUAUGUAUGUGUAUGAAUUUGUACAUAAGUUUUUUUAAUGCCAGUGUACACUGUACAAGAGUAUUGUAUGGUAUCUUCAUCAAUAAAUUGCAGUGAAUUUUA
Lytechinus pictus (painted urchin) is the source of this 6488-nucleotide messenger RNA. RefSeq names its product testis-specific gene 10 protein-like. Lineage: Eukaryota; Metazoa; Echinodermata; Echinoidea; Temnopleuroida; Toxopneustidae. The transcript has 22 exons. The record is from RefSeq and is a predicted model, not a curated record. Bases 433 to 3645 code for a protein of 1070 amino acids.